This is a messenger RNA of Adineta steineri, 1749 nucleotides long. Lineage: Eukaryota; Metazoa; Rotifera; Eurotatoria; Adinetida; Adinetidae. The record is from the annotation of a GenBank genome assembly.
AUGACAGCUGAUAGUACACAUUCAAGUACAAAUGAACUAAAUGGAACACCACAGUCCAAUAAACCAUUAUGGAAUAGUAAUUCUGGACAACAAACUCCUUUAAUAUCAAAUAAUAAAAGUCCAUUUCAAAAUGGAACAUCAAAUGUUACUCAACAAUUAAAUAUUCAAGAACAUGAACCAUUAGUUAUCAAUAAAACUUAUAAUGUUUAUUUAUCAAAUCUUGAAGUACCUAAUAUAAUAUUUGCAGCAACAUUAGAUGAUUAUGUUAAUGCUACAUUACUUAUUACACAAAUGAAUAAACAUGAACAACUUUCAAAAGUUCAAGCAAAUUCUUAUAAAUCGAAAUUAACGGUUGGACAAGCUUGUGCUGCACUUUUCAAUGGUGAUUGGUAUCGAGCUCGUGUUUUAGAAACGGGUGAAAAUCGUGUACGUGUUCAAUAUAUUGAUUGGGGUAAUAGUGGAUGGUGUGAUUCAAUUCUUGAAAUUCGUCCAUUACCAAAUGAAUAUUACAAAGAUCCAGCAUUAUGUGUGAAAUGUAUAUUAGAUGGUAUACCAUCUAAUGAAAAACUUUCCCAAGAACAAACAAAUAAUAUUCUCGGCAUACUUGUUCUUGAUCUUAAACUUGAAAUGACUGUAUUACGUAUUGAAAAUGGUUUUCCAGUUGUACAAUUAAACUUACAUGAAAGAAAUUUAAAUAAUGAAAUACUUUCAAUAUUUUCAUCAACAAAUGUAACAAAACAAAAUCAAAUAGUUAAUUUUGAUUCCAAUAAACCUGACAUAAAUCUAUCGGAAAUGCAUCAUGUUCAAUUAACAACUGUUGAUGCACAAUCAGAAUGUUUUCAUGUUUUACUUAUGCGUGAUUUUUUACCAACAAUAAUGAAUAUAUUAAAAGAUUGGAAUGCUAAUAAACAACCACUUACUGUUCAAACAAAGCCAGAUACACUUAUUUGUGCACAAUAUGAUGCAGAUAAUCUAUGGUAUCGAGCAUGGAUUGAAAGUAUAACUGAAAAUGGUUGUCGUGUCUAUUUUGUGGAUUUUGGUAAUGAAGAAAUUGUUUCAAAUGAUCGUAUUAGUGAAUGUCCAGAUAUUUUGAAAACUAUUCCAUGGCAAAGUGUACAAAUUAAAUUAGCUAAUAUUAAAUUAACAGAUGAUGAACGUGAUACACUUUUAAGAGAUUUUGAAAGUGAACGACUUGAAAUGAAAAUUAUGCAAAAGAAUCAAGAUAUUUAUCUUGUGGAUUUACUUCAAAAUGGAAAAUCACUCGCUGAUCAUAUAUUAGAAUUACGUAAGAAAGAACAACAACAAAUUACACCAAAGCCUACUGAGAUUCCAAAAUUACUUGCAGAACCAGUUCAACAAAAAUUGCCUAAAACACCAGUGCCAAUAUCAAAAACUAAAACAGAAAGCUUUCCACAAACAGCUAAUGAAAUUUCACGUACUAUUUCACAAGCUGUUCAACCGAUUGUUGAUCUUCUACAGCGACCUCCAACACUAAACAAUAAUCAGAUAUUUCAGUCGGGAAUAACAAAAACAUCUAUUAUAACAGAUACUGCUAAAAAACCAUUAUUUAGUAGUUCGAAUACGACACCGAAACAAGUAUUAACUUCUGAAAAAGACAAUGAUACUAGUGUGAACGAUAAUUUAACCAUUUUGAUUACUGAACAACGUCGACAAAAUCGUUUACUUGAACAAGUGAUUGCAGCAAUUAAUACAACUAAUUCUCUUCUUACCCAACUAGUUCAACGUUAG